Molecule: messenger RNA, 888 nt
Organism: Morchella sextelata
Lineage: Eukaryota; Fungi; Ascomycota; Pezizomycetes; Pezizales; Morchellaceae
Exons: 3
Coding region: 1-888 (295 amino acids)
Molecular function (GO): oxidoreductase activity
Source: RefSeq, a predicted model, not a curated record
AUGUCUCCCAUUAAGAACGUCAUCCAAGUCGGUGCCGCCGGUAACCUUGGCCCCGCCGUCCUCAACGCACUCAAAGCAAACCCCGACUUCAACGUCACAGCUCUUAGUCGCAAAGAUUCAAAAAAUCCACCCAGCGGAGUUAAUGUUGUAACAGCAGACUAUUCAUCGCAUGAAGACCUUGUCUCGGCACUCAAAGGACAAGAUGCCGUUGUCUCAACUGUCGGUGCCACAGGUCUUAAUGAUCAAAUCAAACUCAUCGAUGCUGCCAUCGAAGCAGGUGUAAAGUACUUCAUACCCAGCGAGUUUGGAGGUGAUAUUUCAAACGAGAAGACCCGGACGCUGGCUGUAUUUCGUGGAAAGGUUGCUGUACGGGAGUAUCUUGAGAAGAAAUCUUCAGAGGGCAAGAUCAACUACAUUAUUAUCAACAACGGGCCUUUCUUUGACUGGGGCCUGAAAGUUGGUUUCCUUGGCUUCAACACCGCCGAGAAGAAGGCCACCCUCUACGACGGUGGUUCUGUCCCUUUCAGCACCACUACCCUGGCCUCUACUGGUAAAUCAGUCGCAGUUGCGCUAUCAAAGCCCGAUGUGUUCAAGAACCGUGUUCUCUAUAUUCACUCCGCUGUCACCACCCAGCGUAGCCUCCUAGGCUAUUUCGAGAAACAUACUGGUGUUAAGUGGACAAUUGAGGAGAAGAGCACAGCCGAUGUCGAGAAGGAGACCAACGCCAAGCUUGCCCAGGGAGAUUUCAGCACCAUCUGGAAGCUGAUCUACAGGAGUCUGUGGGGUGAAGGAUACGGUGGAAAGUUCGAGAAUGUUAACAACGAGGAAUUGGGAAUCAAGGUAUUGAGCGAGGAGGAAAUUGAAGAGCUUGUCAAGGGAACUUUGUAG